This is a messenger RNA of Didymodactylos carnosus, 219 nucleotides long. The record is from the annotation of a GenBank genome assembly. NCBI's taxonomy places the organism in Eukaryota, Metazoa, Rotifera, Eurotatoria, Philodinida, Philodinidae.
AUGGCUUCAAAUUGUCCAGUUAAAAUUCGAUUAUAUAACACGUGUGCAGUUUUAAAAAUUACAACAUUAACAUUAAAUCAUAAUCAUAAAACUGAACCAUCAAAUUUAAAAUAUUAUCCUCGUAAUCGUCGUUUGCAUAAUAAUACAACUGAAAUGAUAAAAGUAUAUGAUCGUCAUAAAGUUUCACGAAGUAUUAUUGUAACAUUUGAAGAAGAUUAG